Messenger RNA from Exaiptasia diaphana, 877 nucleotides. RefSeq lists its product as uncharacterized. NCBI's taxonomy places the organism in Eukaryota, Metazoa, Cnidaria, Anthozoa, Actiniaria, Aiptasiidae. Bases 36 to 869 code for a protein of 277 amino acids. The record is from RefSeq and is a predicted model, not a curated record. The transcript has 2 exons.
GUGUUUCUGUGAUCACCAUCGGUUCUUCCCAURAUAUGGCAGAUUGCACUCACGAGGAAGCCGAUACAAGGGUUGUGGUGCAUAUCCUUCAUGCCAUACAAGUUGACCAGAUGAAAACUAUCCUUGUUCGAACUGUGGAUACCGAUGUUCUAGUCAUCUUGGUCGGAAAGUUUCAUGACCUGAGAGAAGUCCAACCUGAGCUUGAUCUGUGGCUUGCAUUUGGAAUGGGUCGGCAUUUUAGAUAUGUCAGUGUCAACUCUAUAUGUGCUGUUCUUGGUAAACAAAGAUGUACUUCUUUGCCCAUAUUCCAUGCCUUGACUGGAUGUGACACUACAUCGUGCUUCUUCGGGAAAGGGAAGAAGUCAGCCUGGCAGGCAUGGGAGAUAUUUCCCGAGGUUACAUCUACCUUUGAAAUGCUUGCUUCAACACCAUUUAUGGAGCUCACAACAGACUCCCCCCUCUUUAAGCAGAUCGAGAGAUUCACCGUCAUCUUGUACGAUAAGCUYAGCCCUUUAUGCGACAUCAACUUAACSCGUAUGGAGCUAUUCUGUAAGAACAACAGAGCAAUAGACAAGCUCCCGCCUACACAGGAUGCCCUUUUGCAGCAUGUUAAUCGCAGUGUUUAMMAGGCCGGUAUCUGGACAGCCAGUCAUCACUCACAGCCAACUAUUCCAUCACCACUGCAGUUCUCUUGGAUUGAAGAGGAGGGCAAGUGGGUUCCACAGUGGAUCACCAUACCUGAAGUGUCCAAGGCCUGUAGAGAACUAAUAAAGUGCAGUUGUAAACGGUCAUGUACAAGAUGCAAGUGUGCUAAGGCUUCCCUGGAAUGUACGCCACUUUGCAAAUGCCAGUGCAAUUCCAUAAAUUAAUUGUAAUG